CGGGAUGGCACUGUCGUAAAAUUAGAAGUUUUCAAUAUAUUUAAUUUGCGAAAUUUCUACAAAUAGUUUAACAAUAUGCAUCUUGACUACCAAUAUUGGAUAAUCCUUGUGACUAUCGAUGAAUGAAUUUAUUUACGAUAGUGGCCAAAGACGAUAAAUUCUUUAGUUGGAAUCGCAAUGUUUCUGUGUGCGUAAAUAAUUGUAAGAAAAAAAUUGUUUGCUCAAUUUUAAGCGCUAGAAAAUCCCAAAUAGUUGCUCAUUAAACAAAUGUUUGAUAGCACUACAACGCGAGCUCUGUUUAUAUUCGUCGUACAAAUAAAAAAUGCAAACUUUUUGUGAAUAGUUAAAAUUCAAUAGUUUUGAAAGUGCUGCAAAUUGUCAAUAGUUUGACAAGCACUGCGGUUCGAAAAACAGUUUCAGACGCCGUCGUCAUGUUGAUGCGAACCGAUUACAAUAGCUUAUUCGAAAAAACAUAUCGAUAGGUUUGCGUAAGCGCAGCCAACUUAACAUAAUAUGUAGUUGCGAAGAAGUAGAAAAAUCGUAUAUAUGAACAAGGAGUAAAAGUCGAAAAUAAACAUAGAAUACAUGCAAAUGCACGAUUAUAAUACGCGAAACAAGUGGAGCCAAUCAAGCGGAAAAUUGUAAAUAAAUUUAAAGUCAUUAAAAAGCAAACACACAACCACAACAGCAGCAUUUACGGCGUUGCAUCAGCAUGUCGGAUUCCGGCGACUGCAGCGAUGCAGAAGAGAUGAAUCAGCCGUCUUGCAGCAGGAAUAAUAAUAAUAAUAAUGCGUCGAACGAGCGCGAGAAACGUAAUCGACGCAUCAUCAUGCGCAUCGAAGUGAACGAUGCCGAUGACACGGACUCCUUCUCGAGCAACAGUGACAGUGAAACCACUAGCAACUCCCCUUCUCCCUCUGCUGCUGCCCCAUCCGUGAGCGUCGAUGUUGUUGACCUUGCGUCGCGGCCAUCAUGCGCAUCAAUGUAUCAACAGCAGCAGCAACGUCGCAGCAAUCGGUUGAACGCUCGGGAGGAUGUCACUUCCAAUGGGGCGACGAGAAGAUCGGCGCGACAAGUAAGACGACGUCGCCAGUUAGACAACGAUGAUGCGCAGAAUGGCGUCUCUAGCGGCAGCGAAAUUGAAGAGCGCAACACGCGAACGCGCCGCUUGAGAGUCAACGUAUCGGAGGACGAAGCCCAAAGCGAUACAAAGAAGUCAAGAACAACAGCAGCGGAAGAUCUCGAUGCCGGUGCCAAUUCGGAUAGCAGCAACAGCAGCAGCAAUGAGCUGCUCGAGAAAUGCCCCAUCUGCCUGCUCACAUUUCGCCAGCAGGAGAUCGGCAAACCGGGCACUUGCGAGCACUUGUAUUGCGCCGUCUGUAUCGAGGCGUGGGCUAAGAAUGUCAAGACCUGCCCCAUUGACCGCAUCGAAUUCGAUCGCAUCAUUGUGCUCGACAAUUACGAGCGUCGUCAAGUGGUGCGCGAGAUACGCGUCGAUUUAACAAGUUCACACAAAGAGCUUAUUCUCGACGAGGACGAUGAGGAUGGCGCUGCCGCUGAUGGGGGUGAGGAGGUCACAAAUUGUGAGAUAUGCAAUCGGCCGGAUCGUGAAGAUAUUAUGCUGUUGUGCGACAGUUGUAAUCAGGGAUAUCACAUGGAUUGCUUGGAUCCGCCGCUAUUCCUAAUACCCGAAGGUUCCUGGUACUGUGACAACUGCAUUGACUCCCAGGACGAGAACGAUGACGAAGCGCUCGAGUUGGCUGAGGAUCUGCACACACUAUACGAGGACUUGCGUGGCAUGGGGCUGCCCGACACACGGUUGCGUGUGCGUCAAGUGCAACAACCGCGCAUAUUGCGCACACGGCAGAACGAACGCAUUCGCGCCGCCGUCUUGCGGCACACACGCACCAGCUCCUCCAACACCUCCACCACGACCACAACAACGACGACCACAAGACGCAAUCGCAGCAGCACGACAACGCGCACCACACGCACGACUAGCAGCAGCACCACAACGCGCACCAGACGUGGCACACAGCAAAGACGCUCGCGACGACGCACACGACAUCGGACCUUCGUGGUGGAGUAUGAUCUCAACAAUUUCGAUGAGAAGUUUGCGACCAAGACGAGCAAAAAGGUCAUACGACGUCGCCGCAAACGCAAAUCCACGCGACGCAGUCGCUCCACAGCAGCAGCUGCUGCCAGCGAUGGAGUGCGAAUGACGGCCAGCAGACGGCUGGCGGAGCAGUUGGGUGUUAAGCUGGACGCGGCUCAUGGCUCGCAUUUGGGUGGUGGCAAUGCCUCGAGCUUUUCGCUCUUUGGCGGGGCCAACGAUUUGGAAUACUUUUCGGACAGUGACGAGGGAGCCGUCGGCGGCAAUUUGGCAAGUGGCGGCGGAGGCGCAGCAACUGCUGUGCAAUCUGUGGGACGUAUUGCUGGCUUGGGCUCGCAACGCAAUCGUAAAGCUUUGCUGAUGGGAAAAUCCCGAACAUCGACGGCGACAGCAACGGCUGCAGCUGGCGAUGUGCUGAGCAGUAUUUUGGAUAUGCAGGAUCGUUGGCAUGGCGCCACACGCAAUCUGAGCAAGGUGCACAUCAAUGCCGAUGGCAGUCUCAAUCUGCCGCCACAGCGCAACACCUCAGCAACGGUGGCGAGUAAAGCCAGCAGCAGCGAGAUUACAGAGGCGCCGCUGUAUCAACGCGGCGGCGCUGGACCUAAUUUCGGACGAGGCGGUGGAGGAGGUGGCAACUACAAUAAUCGCUACAGUGGCGGCGGUGGUAACAACAAUAGAAACAAUUAUCAAGGUGGUGGUGGAGGAGGAGGUGGCGGAAGUGGAGGAAAUGCAGCAAGUGGCAAUCAGUAUCAGCGGCACUCUGGCGAUAACAGCUCCAAUAAUGCCUCCUCAACCGGUAACACAAACUUUACGCCCUUCAACAUACGCUUUAACACGCCCAACCAACAGCAGCAACAAAAUCAACAACAGCAGCAACAACAACAGCAGCAGCAACAGCAACGUAAUCAGCCUGCAACCCGCCAAUCCCCGUUUAACUCGACCGCCAGCUCAGUGCACAGCAGCUUCCCACAGCAGCCACAACGUCAGCCACUCUUCGGUGGUCUGCCGGCGCCCAUAAAUGCGCCAGUGUCGCUGGCGCCCCGCAUCUCGAUGCCAGCGGUGUUAUCGGUGCCACCGCCACCGGCGCCGCCGCCCAAUCUCUCCUGGAACAGUUCGCUGUUUAAAUUGAAUGCGGACUAUGCGAACAAAACUACAGCGGAUAAGGACGACGAGGAUGACGACGACAACUGUCCAAAUUUCUCGAUAUAUUCGCAAGAAUCGCAAGCAGUCGCUACGGAAAUGUUUGCACCACAAACGGCUGCGAAAAGCGCCGACAAGGAUGACGACGAAAUGAAUGAAGAUUUAGUUCAAUUAGACGAUGACGAUGACAUACCACUGCCUCCCGAGCCGCCAGCGCAAGUCGAUAAACCCGCCACUGCAAGUGGAAACGACACCGCUGGCAGCGAUCUCUACGAGCCAGAGAAUCCCACAGAUGAGCCCGAUGACGAUGACGCCGACGAGCGCAAUGAUGAUGAACAGCAGGGUGCUGUUGCUGCCAAAGAGGCAGACAAAGGUGAAAAAGGUGACAACGAGGCAAUGACUGCAGCUGCCAAAGAAACCGCCGCCACGGCCGCUGAUGAUGAUGAUCAGACGAAGACGCGCAGUACGCCAAGUCCCACGCCCAAGGAUGCACGCACUGCGGAUCGAGGUAAAGGCGUCUUGGAGCUGUACGAUGAUAGCGAUUGGGAGGAACUCGAGAUCGAUAGACCUAAGGAGUUUGAAAAGGCGCUCGCUGAGGAGUCAACAACUCCAAAGCGACCAGCGAACGAACCUGCUGCCAAUGAAGAAGAUACUGCGGCUGGAGGUGCAGCCGCAUCAACAUCAGCGAAGAAUUCAAGCAGCGAAUCUGAUCCCGAUCGUUCCUAUACACCGUGUCUGGAUGAGAAGACGCUGGAAGAAGAGGCAGCUGCCGCAGGGCAGCCGCAAGAAAAGCGCGACGAGAGUCAGCAAGCCGAUGCUAAGAAGAGUGAUGCGAAAAAGUCCUUGGCGGACAAGGAUAAAGAGAAGGAAAAGGACGCCGAUGAGCAGCAGAAGCGUGCCGAUGGCAUUGGCGCCGAACUCAUCUCCGAGGACGAGAACUUGACGAACGAGCAUGAAGCCAAACGACGCAGUCGCAGUCGAAGUCGCAGCAGGAGUCGCAGUCGGCACCGCGGCAAUGACGCCUCGAAAUCGAAGCGCAGCUCAAAGCGCGGUGGCAAGGAGAAUGCCGAGACAUUCAAAAAGGUAGGCAAGCGGCGAAAGGAUCGCAACUAUCGUGGCGACAAGCAGCAGGAUCGCAGCCGCUCCCGCCGACGCUCGGGCGGCUCACGCAGCUGCAGUCGCAGCCGCAGUCGAACGCCUCGCAGCCGAUCGCCGCGCAGUCGCAGUCCACAGCAGCACCAACGUAGUCGCAGUCUCAGCAAGCGUCGACGCCACAGUCGCUCUAAGUCGUACUCGCGCUCCCGCAGCAACUCGGGUGGACGACAGCGAUCCACGUACCGUGGACGUGACUUUGCCACCCGUGGUGGCGGAUUUGUGCGCGGUCGUGGUGGUGCGCGUUACAGCUAUCGCAAUCAGCCGUAUCAGAGUCGCAGCAGCUAUCAGCAAUCCUCCUAUUCACAGCAGCCACAGUCGCAGUCCUAUUCGCAAUCCUACUCCAAUCAGGGACAGCAACAGGGUCAAUACAGCAACUCCCAACAGCAGCAGCAGCAGUACUAUCAGCGUCCCAAGCGCCGCGAGCUGCCGCGCUACGAUGUGCGCAACGUGGUCAGCGCCUCGCGUCACCAGCAAAAGGAUCGCUAUGGACGCGAUGCGACGCGUGGCGCACGCAGUCGCUCCCUGAGCUUUGAGCGUCGCCAGGCAUCGCGCAGUUACUCGCGCAGCUCGUCGCGCUCGCCCAGCGUACGCUCUGCAUCUCCAAAACGUUUCCGCAGUUUCAGCAUAUCGCCCUCUCCUCCCGCCGCUGGUUUAGCUGGCCAUCAUCAUCCGCAUCAGCAUCAUCACCAGGAGGCGGGCAUGCGCCGUCGCUCCGUAUCGCCCAUUGGGCGACGCUUUAAUCGUUCGCCAUCGACGUCGCAACCACCGGCUUUAGCCAUGCACCAGCUGCAUCCACGCAGCAACAGCGGCAUCUCAUUGCGCUCACGUUCACGAACGCCAGCACGCAUAAAUGGUGGACGCAAUCUGUCGGGCGGUGGCGCAGUGGGCGGGGGCAAGCAUUCGCCGGCGUAUUCGCCUCGGUAUACGCCGCGCUUGAGUCGCAGUCGCAGUCGCUCAAAGUCGCCGCGCAAGAAGAAGAAAAAGAAGGGCGACAAGAAGAAGAAGAGCAAGAAGCGUGCCGCCAGCAGCAGCCCGGUGGGACGCCAUCGUCGCAUCUCACGGCAGCGUGAUCCCUUCGACGAUGACGACGACGAUUUCCUCGCACCGCAGUUAAGCAAGAAAUCAAAGAAAUCGCUGGUGGGCAUGGGCGCAACACACUGGUCGCCAUCGCCUACGCCCAGUUUAUCGGGAGAGCCGCAUAUGAAUUUCAUGGGCGACAAGCCCGGCUCGUGGACACCGCCAUUGGGAACGCCAAGAGGCGGCGCACCUGGAGCUCACUAUGGAGCGGAGAUCUCGUCGCGACGCAGCUUGACGCCCGUGCUGGGCAAGAAGGUGAAGACGAAGCGCGGGGACAAGAGCAAGAAGAAAAAGAAGCCGUUGGAGAAGCGCAAGGAGAAGAAACGCAAGCGCCACACAAUGACACCUGAACCGAUGCCAUCAAAGGAGGUCUUUGCCUCGGGCAACAACAUACUCGUUAGUGUUAGCUUCAACAAGGAGGCGACGAACAGCAAUACUGCCUUGGCUGGCACGGCACAACAGCAGCCACAACAGACGGUGGUUACACUGCCACCGACACGGGAUGAGUUCCUCAUUAAUCGGCGCACCAGCAUCGAUCGCCUCAACACCAACAACAGCAGCAGCAACAACAACAGCAGCAGUGCGAGCAAUAGCAAAAAAUCGAAACGCAAACGCAAGAAACUCGAUGCGAAACCGGUGGCCAUCAUCGAUCUGGAGCGUUCGCCAUUCCAAGUGCAUCAGGAGCCCGCCGACGUUAUUGUGCUCACUGACAGCGAGGAUGCCAACGAUACGCAGCUGCACUUGCGACGCGAGCGACGACGCAGCAGCGCCGCCUCGACGGCAACUGAUCAGCAUCAGUUGAUGCGCGAGAACGGGCAGCUUGAGAAGACGCCGCCAGCGGAUUGCCUGGAGACCAUCAUGGAGACGUCGUACGAAACGUUGACGCAGACAACGGGACCAAAGACGCCGCCGGAACCGCAUCUGGUCAAGUUCAAUUUACCCGCCAAAAAGCAGCACAAGGUGCGCAACAAUCCGUUGCAUGACGAUGCCGACGAUAUACACUCGGCCGAUGACAUGGACACCGGCUGUUCCAUGCGGAAUGCCGUCGACAGCGAACCCCAGCAGCCGCAUGUCAACGAUGGCCUAAUCUCAGCGCAAAAAAUUGGGCCCAAUACGCCGCCAGAGUCGGGCCCCUGUUCGCCAGAUGCCUACGAUCCGUUUGAGCCGACAAAAUCGCCAUCGUUGUCGCCACGUUCGCCAACGCCGACGCCAGCGCAAAGUCUCGAGCCGUUGGGCGGUGCUGGCAGCAGUGCCAGUGGGGACAAGAUCGAGGCACAGCAGCAACAACAGCAGCAGAAGCACAACAACAGCGAUGAGCUGGAUGUGAGUGUAAGCAACACAUCGAAUUUGUCCAGCGCCAGCAAUCCGAGCAAUACGCAAGCGAAUGCGAAUUCGAGUGGUGUCAUCAAUCCCGUCGAUCUGGUGAUGGCGCUGAUGAGCAAACCGAACAGCGGCAGCCUGCAGCAGGAGUUGGGCAACAAGUCCUGCGAUGUUAGCGCCUCUGUUGCCUCCACUCAGUAUCUCAACAGCACCACGCUGAGCAACACGUUGGCGGUAUCGUCGUCCGCGUGUGUGGCUGCUGAUGACAAACCACCUGCGGAUAACUCAAACACCAUCACUGUGCUCUCGAAUGUGCUGCUUUCAAGCAGCACCGUUGUGUCCUCCUCAUCCUCCGCGCAGCAUAUACCCGUCAUAUCAAGUCCACCAGCGAGCACGCUCAGCCGCAAGCUGCCCAAGACGGCCGGCGGCAGCGUGGCCAGCAGCAGCAGCGGCAUGGCAACGAGUAGCGCCACAUUGCGCAACGGCAACACGGCUGCAACUGGUGGAGGUGGCGCAGCUGGAUUGGAUGACUCUUUCAACAUGGACAUUGAGAGUCCUUACUCACCGGGCUCCGCAGACUAUGAGGAUUUGUUUGAGCCGCCUCCAGAUAGUAAUGCUGCGGGCGCCAUCAGGCGCUCCAAGGGCAGCGGCAAAGCGGAGAUGUUCGACAAUCUGUUUGGCAGCAGUUCGCCUGUGGGACAAACGCGACACUCGUCGCGUUUCAAUAAUGCUGGUGGCCGAAAGCAGCAGCGAGGCAACAACAGCAAAGCCGAGCGUAAAUCGAAAGCUAAAGGCGGCAAAGCGACUGAGGACCAUGGCAAACUAUACGAUGACGUGCCCAGUUCAGCCGUAGAUUUGCAAAACAAGGAUAGGUUUUUGUGCAAGUUGAAUCGCCAAGAACGCGUUGUGGAGGAAGUGAAACUGGUAUUAAAACCGCAUUUCAACAAAAAGGUGAUUACAAAGGAGGAUUACAAGGAUAUUAUGCGACGCGCUGUACCCAAAAUUUGUCACAGUCGCUCUGGUGAAAUCAAUCCACAUAAAAUCAAAAAUCUAAUUGAUGCGUAUGUCAAGAAAUUCCGCGCUAAGCACAAGAAGUUGAGUGUGCUGAAUACGGGACAAGUGAGCAGCGCCGUUAAGUGUGCCGCAUAUUUAAAGAAGCUAUAAGCAAACGAAGGGCGAAGGUGGGGGGCGCGUUUUCUUAACAAAUCACGCAACAUCGUUUAACGGCCGCAUGCAUUCCUACGCCUCUAUCAAUCACAUCAAUCGCCACCCGUAAGCGCAAAUACAUAGAAAACAGAUACAGAAAAGAAGAAUUGUCUUUGCUAUUGAAGUUUAGUUCUUAAGUCAAUUUUAGGUUACAUUACGAAUGAUUUUAGUAUUUAAGCCAAUUCAGAAGUGAAAAUAGGUCAUAAGCAGUAAAAGUCUUUAUCAACUCCCUUCUCCUUCUUUGCUUUUUUCGUUUCUUUUAGCCCACCAGAAUUACGCAAACAGUUCAAUUAAAUAUAACUCAUGGAAAUUAGUUGAUUAGUUUUGUUUAUUCAUAUAUGGCUUUUAUAAUGAUUAUAAUACUGUUUUGCAAGAAUGAAGAAAUGUAAGUAGAAGUUAGGCUGGCGGGCAAAACAAAAUACACAAUGUAUUUUAGCUCUGAUAAGUUAAUCAAAUCGAUUACAAUUAAAUUAUUACUUCACCCAAUACAUACAUAUGUCUCGCCACACACUCACACACCUUCACCUAUGUAUGCUUUAGUUGAGAUGCAGCAGAUGAUAUUUUAACAUAUUACAUUUAUUAUUAUCUCUAUUGACCAAUUUUGAAAUUUGUGUUAAAUAUUUUACGCAUAACUACCGUCAACUCCUCAAGUAGAUGACAUACUUAGGUGUAUUUUAUUCGCAACGGAAUAAUAAAUGUAUAUUGUUCAACCAACCAAUAUGAAUGUAAUUAUGUAUCCAGCAUAAAUGUAUAUUAUAAUAUCUAUAUUGAUUUAAUAUAUAAUAU
Drosophila albomicans is the source of this 8797-nucleotide messenger RNA. Its product is annotated as serine/arginine repetitive matrix protein 2. NCBI's taxonomy places the organism in Eukaryota, Metazoa, Arthropoda, Insecta, Diptera, Drosophilidae. The coding region runs from base 713 to 7969 and encodes 2418 amino acids. The transcript has 7 exons. The record is from RefSeq and is a predicted model, not a curated record.